This is a messenger RNA of Papilio polytes (common Mormon), 3802 nucleotides long. RefSeq lists its product as uncharacterized. The record is from RefSeq and is a predicted model, not a curated record. Gene Ontology annotation, biological process: DNA integration. Gene Ontology annotation, molecular function: nucleic acid binding. The annotation marks the transcript as partial. The transcript has a single exon. NCBI's taxonomy places the organism in Eukaryota, Metazoa, Arthropoda, Insecta, Lepidoptera, Papilionidae.
CACUUCGGGUCGAAGCAAAAUACGACGAUAUCCAGAUUUAAAUUUUUUACGCGAUCUCAAAACCGAGGCGAGUCCAUAGAUGAAUACGUCACCGCGCUUAAAUUAUUGAGCCAGUCCUGCGAGUUCGAGCAUUUAGAAGAUGGAUUGAUACGCGACAGAAUUGUCUGCGGAGUAACGGACGGUGUUGUCAGAGAAAGGUUACUCAGGUCCGAGGAUCUCACUUUGGCCAAGGCAGUCAAAAUAUGUCAGGCAAAUGAAAUGUCCAAUGAGGAAACGCAGCAGAUAGAAGAGACAAAAGGAGAAUCAACGGAGCCGGUGCCGGGAGCGUCGGGUCUCGCGGUGGACGUCGUGGCGGGCGCGUGGGGCGCCGGGUGGCGCGGGCGCGGCCGCGGCGGACAGCAGCGCCCCCCGCCGGCGACGCGUCGGCGCUUCGAUGUUUUUCGAGUUAAAUGUUUAAGCUGUGCUAAUUAUAAGUGUAACGGUGAUAACAGGUGCCCAGCUAAAAGGGCUAUUUGUUUUUUAUGUAAUCAAAUAGGACAUUUUAGAAAAUGUUGUCAACAAAAUUAUAAAAAAGUAUUGCAAUUAGAUGAGAGUUAUAGCAGUGAUAGUGACCUUUAUCAGGUUUCAACGCUUCGUGACAAAUGUAAGGACAACAAGUACGGCAACAAAUGGUAUGAAUAUUUAAUUUUAAAUUUAACUGGAAAGCGCGAGUUGUUUAAGUUAGAUACGGGUUCGGAUUUAAAUGUUAUUUCUAUAGAUACGUUUAAAAAAUUGGGAUGUGACUUUUCUAUUUUACAUUCGGAUAAUACAAGAGCGCAGUCAUUUUGUGGUAAUUACUUAACCGUUAUCGGAGCAUGUGAUUUGUUAUGGACUUACAAAACUGAUACAUAUAAUUUACAUUUUAUUGUUACUAAACAUAAUUGUCAAAGUGUACUGGGAAAAGAUACUUGCGAACGAUUGGGUAUGAUAAGACGUGUCCAUACUGUGAUAUCGUCAUGUAAUAUCGCAUCUUAUAACGAUUUAUUUCAAGGGUUGGGUAAAUUACCAGGGAGGUAUAAAAUUAUAAUCGAUGAGAGUGUACAGCCGUCUGUAUGUCCCGUUAGGAAAAUACCUAUUGGUGUAAGACAAAAAUUAUUAGUUGAAUUGAAUCGUAUGACGGAGUUAGGCGUGAUAAGAAAAGUGUCUCAUCCGACGGAGUGGGUUAAUGCGAUAGUCGUGGCCGCCAAGAAAGACGGUGGCAUCCGCGUGUGCCUUGACCCGCGGCCGCUCAACAAGGCGGUGCGCCGCGCCCACUACCCGCUGCCCACGCUCGCGGAGAUAGCUUGUCGGCUGCAAGGGGCGACCGUCUUUAGCAAGCUCGACGCGCGCUCGGGUUUCUGGAUGUGCGAGAUCGACGAUGCGAGUGCCGAUUUGUGUACUUUUGGCACGCCCUUUGGGCGUUAUCAGUUCUUGCGUUUACCGUACGGAAUUAAUUGUGCGCCAGAAGUUUUUCAUUCGAAAAUUAGACAGAUUCUUGAGGAUUUAGAGGGCGUCGACUCGUUUGUAGAUGACAUAGUAGUUUGGGGCGCGAAUAUCGACGAGCAUGAUAGGCGAUUAAAGGCCCUUCUUGAUAGGGCCAGAGAAGUAGGAAUUAAAUUUAACCGUCAAAAAUGCGAAUUCGCCGUAAAACAAAUUAAUUAUUUAGGUCAUAUUUUUAGUGCUGGCGGCAUGCAGAUAGAUAAGAAUAAGUUAAAGGCCAUUACGGAUAUGCCGUCUCCACAUGAUAGACCUUCCCUGGAACGUUUUUUGGGCAUGGUUAAUUAUUUAUCGAAAUAUAUACCGAACUAUUCCGAUGAGGUUUACCCGUUGAGAUGUUUAUUAAAAAAAGAUAGCGAGUGGUGCUGGGACGGUGUGCAUGAGGCGGCCGUUGCACGUGUAAAACGGCUACUGAGCGAGGCGCCCGUGUUGGCGCUUUACGAGGCGCGCGCGCCUGUGCUCGUGUCUGUGGACGCGAGCGCGCGUGCGCUGGGUGCGGUGCUGCUGCAACGCGGCCGCCCCGUCGAGUUCGCCUCCAUGACGCUCAGCGAUACGCAAUGUCGUUAUGCGCAGAUAGAAAAGGAAUUGUUGGCUAUCGUUUUUGCGUUAGAGCGGUUUCAUCAGUACGUUUUUGGUAGGGCGGACGUCACGGUGGAGACCGAUCACAAGCCCUUAGAAUGUCUGUUUAAGAAAGCUUUGGACUCUGUGCCGGCACGCCUCCAACGUAUGAUGUUAAGAGCGCAAGCGUAUCAAUUUAAAGUUAUGUACAAGCCCGGAAAGUAUAUGUAUAUUGCGGACACACUAUCGAGGGCGCCGCUAGGAGAAAUAUUGUCUGAUAAAAUAUGUAAUGAGGUUGAGGAUCAGACCUGUUUUUUGUUAGAAAAUGUCAGAUUCAGUAGUGAAAAAACGAAACUAGUUAAAGAGUGUACGGCUAAGGAUGAGGAGUGUAAACUUUUGAUAGCGUAUAUAAUUAAUGGCUGGCCGGACAAUAAGUAUGAGGUCGACGAACGUGUUCGCGCGCAGUGGUCCUAUAGGGAAUUAUUUGAAUACGUCGACGGCAUAAUUUUUAAGGAUAAUUUGGUGUAUAUACCGAAUGGUUUGCGCAAGGAGAUGGUGGACCGCGUUCACGACGGGCACAUGGGCAUAGACCGGUGCAAGCGUCACGCGCGUGAGGUUAUGUUCUGGCCGGGCAUGUCACGUGACAUUGAGCAGCGCGUGCGGCGCUGCGCUGCGUGCGCCGAGCGUACGCCGCGCCCCCAGCGGGAGCCCCUGCUACCACACCACAUACCAGACAUACCCUGGGCCAAGGUAGGUUCCGAUAUUUUUCAAAUAGGAAAAAAUUAUUACCUUAUAUUAGUGGAUUAUUUUUCGAAUUUCGUUGAGGUUGUUACGAUAACUAAUAUUUGUAGCAGAUCAAUUAUUGGUGCUCUAAAGGAGCAAUUUUCGCGACACGGCAUUCCGUCACAGCUGGUGACAGACAACGGGCCAGCUUACGCAUCUAAAGAAUUCGCAUUGUUUAGUCGGACUUGGGGUUUCGAUCAUAUAACGACGUCGCCUAAUUAUCCGCAGUCGAAUGGACGUAGUGAAAGAACCGUUAGAACCGUAAAAGAAAUGUUAAAGAAAUCGUAUUUGUCAGGCAGUGAUUUCUAUUUAGGAUUAUUAAAUUUCCGAGCCACGCCGCGUGAUGGCAUUGCAUCGCCUUCGGAGCUGUUGAUGGGUCGUCGAAUAAAUACUCGGCUUCCCAUACAUUUCAGCAAACUCAAACCUUCUCGAGACAAUAGUGAAGAUUAUAAAAACAUUCGCGAAAAACAGUUUAGGUCUAAGAGAAGAUAUGACUGCCACUCGAGGCCGCUUCCGGAGCUGCGACCUGGACAGAAAGUGAUCAUAGCGGACGGAGUGAGCCGGCGCAGGCGUGGUUGCGUACAGGCACGCGCUGCGCAACCGCGAUCUUACUUUGUUAAUGACGGCACAGGCAGGUGUUACAGACGUAAUAGGCGACAUUUAAUUAAUAUCGGUCCUCAGAGCAGAGGCAGCGGCGCUGUCGAGUCCGCUGAAGGCGGCUGCAGUGCGGAUACGUCUUACACAGGCUCGGGAAUGCAACGCGACCCAGGUAAUGAGCCUACUACAAGCGCAAUGUCGUCACUAUUUCCUAAUAAUAAUGAGCAAAAAAUUGAUGUUAGGCAGGCGGCUAUUUUAGCGAAAAACAAGUUUAAGAAUCUUUUUCCGUGAUUAAAAUUUAACUUAUUAGUGUUACUAGUGUAUUAUCAUAUUAUUAUGUGUGGUUUUA